GAAAAAAAGGAUCGACAUGAGACCAUGAAAUUUGUAACGAAUAAUUUAUGUGAAUGCAAAUUUGUUAGGUACCAAGCCCAGUCCAACCCAACCCCAAGUCAGCAGUCUAUUUCUUCCCCGUAGGCUUGCCAGCACUGCGCAUCUUCUACAAGAUCCUCUCUCUCUUUCUCUCUCCUACAAUCCUAUUCCCUUUUCGCUCCUUCUAUGUACAAAUAGCAGCACUCAUAUAUAAAUAAAUAGAGAUCCUCCUCCUCCCUAUAGAUUCCCAGAAUCACGCUCUCUCUCUCUCUCUGAGAUACCAGAAACGAACCCAGAAAAGAAAAAAAUUAUAAAGGAAAGAAAAAAACUUUCUUUCUGCUUCCCUGUUUUUUUGGCGCGAAAAAAAAGGAGGCAGCAAUGAAAAUAGCCAAUGGGGAUCGGGAGGUGUGCGUGGCCUCGCCUGCGGCGAAGGCUCCGUCGGUCGGAGAUGAGAAAGAGAGGGAGGCAGACGCAUUCGUGCCACCUCUAAACUUUGCGAUGGUCGACAAUGGCGUGUUUAGGUCCGGUUUCCCUCAUUCUGCCAAUUUCAGCUUUUUGAAAUCCCUAGGUCUACGUUCCGUUAUAUACUUGUGCCCGGAGCCAUAUCCGGAGGAGAACGAAGAGUUUUUGAAAGCAAAUGGGAUUAGGCUUUUCCAGUUUGGGAUGGAUGGCUCUCAGGAACAUUUUGUGAAAAUUCCGGAGCACGCAAUUCGUGAAGCAUUAAACGUAGUCCUUGAUGUAAGGAAUCACCCGCUCCUGAUUCAUUGCAAACGAGGGAAGCACCGGACAGGCUGCCUUGUUGGAUGCUUAAGAAAGUUGCAAAACUGGUGUCUGACCUCAAUCUUCGACGAGUACCAGAGGUUUGCAGCUGCAAAAGCUAGAGUUUCAGAUCAAAGGUUCAUCGAAUUGUUUGAUAUUUCUGGCUUCAAAAACUUGCCAAUGUCAUUUUCGUGUUCGAAAAGGAUAGUGUAGAGUCAUUCGCUCCCUGGAGAAUGACCUUUCGGUACUUCAGUAUGUGAAGUUGAUUAUUGAUGACUGAUCAGGUCCAGAAGAAUGUGCAAUACUCAAAAUGCGUGUUCAUUUUCAUGCAAAUCUGUACCUCGCAGUACAAAAUACGCGUUGAUUCCAACUUUACUUUAAACUUUGUAU
Prunus mume (Japanese apricot) is the source of this 1167-nucleotide messenger RNA. Its product is annotated as inositol diphosphatase DSP1-like. Gene Ontology annotation, molecular function: phosphatase activity. Gene Ontology annotation, biological process: protein dephosphorylation. Gene Ontology annotation, cellular component: cytoplasm. The record is from RefSeq and is a predicted model, not a curated record. NCBI's taxonomy places the organism in Eukaryota, Viridiplantae, Streptophyta, Magnoliopsida, Rosales, Rosaceae.